AUGGCGGCACUAGACACUGCCGUGAGCUCCGGCGCCAAUCUGGAUUCCGACCUGCGUCGCAGGAAUGUCACUGGUUCUAGAGCCAAUGUGGACAAUGCUCGAACAACCGAGGAGGAGAAGACAAAGUCCAAGCAGUCCCCCUCAUUCCUCCAUGUACUCGCUCGCUGGGAACCGAUCAUUGUUCCUAUCAUUUUGACUGCCCUCGCCCUCUUCACCCGCUUAUACCAGAUCGGCCGAUCCAACAUCGUCACUUGGGAUGAGGCUCACUUCGGUAAAUUCGGUUCUCACUACCUGAAGCGCGAGUUCUACUUCGAUGUACACCCCCCGUUGGGAAAGAUGCUAGUUGGCCUAUCCGGCUAUCUUGCGGGCUACAAUGGAUCCUUUGAAUUCAAGUCUGGCGAGAAGUAUCCUGAAGAUGUGGACUAUACCUUUAUGCGAGCCUUCAACGCCGCUUUCGGCAUCGUCUGCAUCCCUCUGGCUUACUACACAGCUCGAGAGUUGAACUUCCGCAGAGCCACGGUCUGGCUGAUCAGUCUGAUGGUGCUGUGUGAGAACUCAUACGCAACCAUCUCUCGCUUCAUUCUGUUAGACUCCAUGCUACUUUGUUUCACCUUUACCACCACAAUGUGUUGGGCGAGGUUCCAUCGCCUGCAGCGUGCCAGCUUCUCGUUGGAAUGGUGGACUUGGUUGUUCCUGACUGGUUUGAGUAUUGGAUGCGUCUGCAGUGUCAAAUGGGUUGGUUUCUUCUGUACCGCUCUUGUAGGCCUGUACACCAUCGACGACCUGUGGAACAAGUUUGGCGACCUCAAGAUGCCCCAGGCCGUACUUGCAAAGCAUGUUGUCGCUCGCGUCGUGGGAUUAAUUGUCAUUCCCAUCUUGGUUUAUAUGUUUUCUUUCUACAUGCACUUCUUGGUGCUAUCGAACAGUGGCCCCGGCGAUGCUCAAAUGAGCUCUCUUUUCCAAGCUAACCUGCGUGGCACCGAGGUCGGCAGGGACAGCCCCCUUGAGCUUGCAAUUGGUUCGAGAAUCACACUCAAGAACAUGGGGUAUGGAGGAGGCCUUUUGCACUCUCAUGUGCAGACCUUCCCCGAAGGUUCCCAACAGCAGCAAGUCACUUGCUACCACCACAAGGAUGCCAACAACGACUGGUUCAUCUACCCCAACCGACAGGAACCGGACUAUAACGCCACCGCUGAUCUUCGGUUUGUUGGUGACGGCGAUGUCAUCAGGUUGAUUCACGGACAAACUGGCCGUAACUUGCAUUCUCAUGCUAUUCCGGCCCCGAUUACCAAAUCCCACCACGAAGUAUCCUCUUACGGAAACAUCACCAUUGGAGACGACAAAGACCACUGGAAAGUGGAGGUGGUUAGCGAUGCUGCAUCCAGGGAUCGCUCCAGGAUUCGGACGCUCACCACAGGCUUCCGGCUGCGCCAUCCAGUGCUGGGCUGCUACCUCCGUGCCGGAAAUGUCAACCUGCCCCAGUGGGGCUUCAAGCAGAUCGAAACCACAUGCGUCAAGGAGAACAAGCCCAGCGACGUUUACACCCAUUGGAAUGUGGAGUCGCACACCAACGAGCGCCUACCACCUGGUGACCCCGGCUCCUACAAGUCCCCCUUCUUGAAAGAUUUCAUUCACUUGAAUGUGGCCAUGAUGACUUCUAAUAAUGCACUGGUCCCUGAUCCCGACAAGCAGGAUGACCUGGCUUCCAAGUUUUGGCAGUGGCCAAUUCUCAACGUUGGUCUGCGUAUGUGCUCUUGGGAUGAUAGUGUGGUCAAAUACUAUCUCCUCGGAAACCCUCUUGUUUACUGGGGAAGCAGCGCUGGUCUUGUUGGGUUCGGUCUCCUGUUCCUUUGGCAUCUUCUCCGCUGGCAGAGAGGCUACAAGGAUCUCAGCAAUGAUGAUAUUGACCACAUCCACUACUCUGGGUUGUAUCCGAUCAUUGGAUGGGUUUUACACUACCUUCCCUUCAUCAUCAUGGCUCGUGUGACUUACGUUCACCACUACUACCCAGCCCUUUACUAUGCCAUUCUGAACUUUGGCUUCUGCGUCGACUGGGUGACACGAAAGAUGAACCCAAGACUCGCCGCUGUGGUCUAUGCCCUGCUCUAUGUUACUGUCAUUGGAUUGUUCGUUCACUUCCGAGCCAUUGUAUUCGGAAUGGAAGGCUCCAACCAGCAAUGGACUCACCUGCGCUGGCUGCCUGGAUGGAAGAUCGCGAACCAAGCAUAA
Penicillium salamii is the source of this 2229-nucleotide messenger RNA. Lineage: Eukaryota; Fungi; Ascomycota; Eurotiomycetes; Eurotiales; Aspergillaceae. The record is from the annotation of a GenBank genome assembly.